Molecule: messenger RNA, 1019 nt
Organism: Sus scrofa (pig)
Lineage: Eukaryota; Metazoa; Chordata; Mammalia; Artiodactyla; Suidae
Source: RefSeq, a predicted model, not a curated record
CAUUGCACCAUCUGGGUUUCAGGGGCACCAGUCAGGGUCUCCAGCGGACCCGGACCCAUGGGAUGAUUCUGACCUCUCGUGCUACAAGGUCACCUACAGAUGGGAACAGCCUGGCCUCAGCACCCAGGGCCUCAGCAUCCAUGGCCUCAGCACCCACAAGGCGAGGCAAAGAGCCCAGGACAUUAGGCGAGCCACUAAGUGGGUGAAGAUGCUGAGGAACUGGAGUAAAUACCAGGGCAGUCGAAAGAUGCGCCGGCGAGUCUACAAGGGGAUCCCCCCACAGGUGAGAGGACAGGCGUGGUCUCUGCUCUUGGAUCUGGAGAAGGUGAAGGUGGAGAACCAAGGGAAAUACCAGAGAAUGAAGGAGCAGGCCAGGCUCUACUCUCGGGACAUCAAAUAUAUUGACAUGGACGUGAGCCGCACCUUCCAAAACAAUAUCAUGUUCCAGGAGCGGUAUGGCAUCAAGCAGCAAGCCCUCUUCAAUGUGCUCACAGCUUACUCUGUCUACAACACAGAGGUGGGCUACUGCCAUGGCAUGAACCAGAUUGUCGCUGUCCUGCUCAUGUUUCUUAAUGAGGAGAAUGCUUUCUGGGCACUGGCUCAACUGAUGGACAACAAAAGACAUGCCAUGCAUGGCUUCUUCAUUCCGGAGUUCCCAAAACUUCAGAGAUUGCAGGCCCAUCAUGAUAAGAUUCUGGAGAGGACUCUUCCCAAGCUGAAGAGGCACCUGGACAAGGAAUACAUGUACACAGAAAUUUAUACUAAGCUGUGGUUCCAACAUUGCUUUAUUGACCAGACACCUUUCUCACUCACACUAAGACUAUGGGAUGUAUACAUCCUGGAGGGGGAGCGAAUGCUCACAGCCAUGGCCUAUACAAUCAUCAAGCUGCACAGAAGUGAGUAAGCCCGAGCCUGGGCCACUCAGGCCACAGAGGAGGGCCAGCCAGGACUCAGGCUGGGCAGGGUCCCUGGAGAGGUGGCAGGAAUGGGGCUGGCUCCUGGUUGUGGCACUGCUGUGG